AUGGACUUAGUAAUUAAAGAAAAAUUCCACGUUUUGACUGAGCAGAUCAAUUAGCCUGUUUCAAACACAGCCAAUAACAACGCCGGUGUUUUUUCUACAGAUAGAUCAAAUACCAACACUCCCUCUGCCAGACCGGCAGUAGUUUAACUCAAGCCUACCAAGUAUGUUGAUGUGCUUAAGGAUUAGAAAAUCGAGUUGUCAAAGCAAGAUAUUCAACAUUAGAUAACUCAUUACUACGAUACUAUAGAGUAUGAUCUAAGUAACCUCAUCAAGUUCAAGCUGUCCUACUCACGCUAUAUUAAGUUUGUGUAUAUCGGCUAUAACUGUAUAGUCAUGGCUAUUAGUGUAGCUCUAGUAUCAGUUUAUGAAAAGAAUGACAAUAACCAUGAUCAUUCACAAAGUGACUGUGAAAACAACUUUAAUACGAUUUUACCUACUCAGAUGAUAUUUUUGGGUUUUGCUAUAUUCAUGUUCUACUUUGCUGUAUUAAAGGCCAUUAAGAAUGUAGAAUACUCAUCAUUUUAUAAGUUUAAAGGAAGAGAGUCAAGCAACUAGGCAGAUAAAUAUAUGCAACUCAAUAAUUCCUCUGAAACAUCCACCAAGGUUUUUUUAAUGUUCAUAGAUGUGAUCAGUUUUAUCGUUGGAUUAGUUUUGCUUGUCUAUUACAUAGUUUAUAAUAAUAAUGUAGUCGAAGACAAAAAGUAAUGCGAAGAUAAAAAGCAUUAAUUUGAAAAUGAUCUCAUCUUCGCUUUCGCCAUAGCUGAUAUUUUCACCAUAAUAAGGCUACUGAUAACCUACCUAUUAUUCAUUAGGUUCUCAAGAGUGAUUAAUAAGUAGACGAAUGACGAGAUCUAUAAUAAAUUAAAUCUAGCAGUCCGUUUACCUUCAAUUACAUACAAAAACUAUUAAUAACAAAUACGAUAAUAGAAUGAAGAAAUAUUAAAUAGCAGUCGAUAUGAAAAUUUCAGCUGUCCUAUAUGCUGCGAAAGAAUGGCAGAAGACAUGGAAGUUACUUGGCUUGAAUGCAGUUUCAAUCAUUUGUAUCAUACGGAAUGCAUUAUUUAAUGGCUUAAGAAAGGAGAUUGCUGUCCGCUUUGUAAACACAGUAUUACUAACAGUAGAACUGAUUAGGCCAUUAAAAGCAGUAAUGCAGAUGCAAGUGCUCGUGGAGGUGAACCAAACAGUAUAGAUAUGUUUGGCUCAUUCUCUAAUCUUUAAACCUAGGAAAUAAUGAUAUGA
Messenger RNA from Stylonychia lemnae, 1239 nucleotides. The record is from the annotation of a GenBank genome assembly. Lineage: Eukaryota; Ciliophora; Spirotrichea; Sporadotrichida; Oxytrichidae.